This is a messenger RNA of Pyricularia oryzae 70-15, 1356 nucleotides long. RefSeq lists its product as uncharacterized. The coding region runs from base 27 to 1274 and encodes 415 amino acids. Gene Ontology annotation, molecular function: FAD binding; monooxygenase activity. NCBI's taxonomy places the organism in Eukaryota, Fungi, Ascomycota, Sordariomycetes, Magnaporthales, Pyriculariaceae. The transcript has 3 exons. The record is from RefSeq and is a predicted model, not a curated record.
UUACGACAAAAAAAAGGAGAAAAAAAAUGGCCAGCACACAUUCAAAGGUUCUGAUAAUCGGCGGUGGCAUCGCAGGCUGUGUUGCAGCAUGCCUGCUAAAGCAAAAGGGCUACGAUCCCAUCGUCUUUGAAAGGGCCCCAACCCAAGGCGAUGUGGGCGCAUCGCUGUUGAUCUGCCCAAACGGGUUAAAGGUGUUGGCCAAGAUGGGCGGAGGGGUGGUAGAAAAGCUCCGAGCGAAUGCGCCAAGGCUCGCAGAGCUCUGCGAUCGCACGGCAGCGGGAGAGAUUCUCGGGGAGGCGUCAGACGUUCCCGAAGAGUUCGAGAGCCGGUAUGGAUAUCCUGCUAUUGGCGUCAAGAGGACGCUGUUUGCCAAGUGGGUUGUCGAUGCUGCGGUUGGGCAAGGUAUCGAGGUACGAUCUGGCUGGGCACUGGAGAGGUUCGAACAAGACGACACUUCUGUGACGGCCUUCUUCAACCAAGGCCGAUCCGAAAAGGGCGAGUUUCUCAUUGGCUGCGAUGGUCUCAAAUCAAAGACGAGGAGAUGGCUCCUGGCCAGCAAAGGCCUAGAGGAUGGCCAACCCAGCUAUACAGGUCUGGCUCAGACUGGAGGUAUUUCACCCACACCGGUCCAGUUCCUCAGCAAGCCAGGGCUACGCAACUGGUACGGUGUCGGCCUUCAUCUGGUCUGCUACCCCAUCACGGCAGAGCACACCUCCUGGGCCCUUACUCGCAACGAAUCGGCAGCCGAAGAGGCGUCGUGGGGCUUGUUUGACGAUGAGCGUAGAGAGCGGACCAAAGUGGAGCUGGAGAAGAACCUACGCGACCUCUCCUGGGACCCUGUCGUGGCCGAAAUGGUUGGCAACGCACAGCGAUUGAUCAAAUAUGGAAUAUACGACCGGCCAGAGCUCAAGCCCAGCGACUGGUACUUGGGCCGGUGCGUAUUGAUGGGCGAUGCGGUGCACCCUACCGCCGUCCACCUGGGUCAGGGUGCAAACCAGGCUUGCGAGGACUGUUUCUACCUGACGGCCGAGCUGCCAGACUGCGACCCAGCAACUGUGAUCCCGACCGAAGAGUUGACGCGGGUUUUUGCCAAGUACGCAGAGAUACGACAGCCACGUACAUCCGUUUUGGUAGAAGGGGCACGGAGGCAGGGGGAAAUCAGGGUUUCGCCGCCCGAAAAAUGCGCCGAGCGAGACGCGCUGAUUGCGAAAGUUAUGACUGACCGCGCCGGGCUCGAGGCGACAUUUGACUUUCGCUUCAUCCUGCCAGUUUGAUGGAAAGCCAGCGACAAUCAGUAUUGGAUUAGUUGGUCUUUUAGACAACCCUACCCAAGGUAAUUUUUAAAUUUAAAAUCCA